Messenger RNA from Suricata suricatta (meerkat), 1431 nucleotides. RefSeq names its product arginine vasopressin receptor 1B (gene AVPR1B). Gene Ontology annotation, biological process: regulation of systemic arterial blood pressure by vasopressin; positive regulation of vasoconstriction; G protein-coupled receptor signaling pathway. Gene Ontology annotation, cellular component: membrane. NCBI's taxonomy places the organism in Eukaryota, Metazoa, Chordata, Mammalia, Carnivora, Herpestidae. The annotation marks the transcript as partial. The record is from RefSeq and is a predicted model, not a curated record. The transcript is spliced from 3 exons. Gene Ontology annotation, molecular function: peptide binding; vasopressin receptor activity.
UGGAUGGGCCGGGAUGAGGAGCUGGCCAAGGUGGAGAUCGGAGUCCUGGCUGCUGUCCUGGUGCUGGCCACCGGCGGCAACCUGACUGUGCUGCUGGCCCUGGGACGGCCAGGCCGCAAGCGCACCCGCAUGCACCUGUUUGUUCUGCACCUCGCCCUGACGGACUUGGGGGUGGCGCUUUUUCAAGUGCUGCCCCAGCUGCUGUGGGACGUCACCUACCGGUUCCAGGGCCCUGACCUCCUCUGCCGGGCCGUCAAGUAUCUGCAGGUGCUGAGCAUGUUCGCCUCCACCUACAUGCUGCUGGCCAUGACGCUGGACCGCUACCUGGCUGUCUGUCACCCGCUGCGCAGCCUCCAGCAGCCCAGCCAGUCCACUUACCCGCUCAUCGCCGCUCCCUGGCUGCUGGCUGCCAUCCUCAGCCUGCCUCAAGUUUUCAUCUUCUCUUUGCGGGAGGUGAUCCAGGGCACAGGGGUGCUGGACUGCUGGGCAGACUUCCGCUUCCCUUGGGGGCCUCGGGUCUAUAUCACCUGGACCACCGUUGCCAUCUUUGUCCUGCCUGUGGCCAUGCUCAUGGCCUGCUACAGCCUCAUCUACCACGAGAUCUGUAAAAACCUAAAAGUCAAGACACAGGCCCGCAAGGUGGAAGGAAGGGGCUGGAGGACUUGGGACAGGACGUCACCUUGUGUCUCAGCUGCAGCCACACGGUGCCUGCCAUCCCGGGUCAGCAGCAUCAGUACCAUCUCAAGGGCUAAGAUCCGAACCGUGAAGAUGACUUUCGUCAUCGUGCUGGCCUACAUCGCCUGCUGGGCACCUUUCUUUAGCGUCCAGAUGUGGUCUGUGUGGGACAAAGAUGCCCCUGACGAAGAUUCAACCAACGUGGCUUUCACCAUCUCCAUGCUUUUAGGCAACCUCAGCAGCUGCUGCAACCCCUGGGUCUCCAUGGGUUUCAACAGCCACCUGUGGCCACGGCCACUGCGCCACCUGGGCUGCUGCGGGGGUCCCCGGCCCCGGCCACGCCGGCAGCUGUCCAGCCUCAGCCUCCCCAGCCGCCACACCACUCUGCUGACCUGCUCCAGUAGCCUGCCCACCCUCCCGCUCAGCCCCAGACUCAGUGGGGACCCUGGAACUGAAGAGUCACUGAAGGACUCCGAGCAGGUGGAUGGGGAAGCCUACACAGAGACUGGUGUCUUUUAAGGAACACAUUCCCUGGAGUCUGGCACACCCGUGAGGCUGGAAGAAGAAACUGAGAACAUGGAAGUUGACUAGAAACGUCAUGUACAGCCGGCAGGUGGAGCUCAGGUAACAAAUCAUCUCUAAAACCUGGACGCCACUCAUCUCGGCUUGGGAUUUGGCUUGGCGUGUUCCUAGGGCUUCCAUCUUUUGAGAUGUUUGUUUAGCUAAUGUGAGUAAAUUUUUGGAAUUUUGGAAAAA